GAUGAAACCCAAAGUCGGAACUUGCAUAAGACAGAAAUGGCCAGUUCAAGAUAAUUUAAGCGUGGCAGAUAUGAAGUUAAUUAUGUUCAAGCCAGCACUACUUCUUGGUGCCCAAACCAAUAUUUCACAGCUGCUGCAACUUCCUCAAUUCAUUGGAGGAAUUUCUCCUCCUUGAUCUUUUCACCAGCAACCAAAUGGACAUCAAUGCCUGAUGAGCUCCGAUGCACCAAGGCCAGGCGUAUCACCUGGUAGUCCUGGUCGCACACCGCCAACUAGUCCUCCUGGCAGCGCACCAUCACCUGGUCAUCCUGGAAGCGCACCACCACCAACUGAUCCUCCUGGCAGCUGCGCAGCACCACCUAGUUCCCUUGGAAGCGCACCACCACUCGGUAGUCCUGAUGCGCCACCACCAAGUGGUCCUCCUGGCAGUGAGCCAUCACCAAGUCCUCCUGGAAGUGCACCACCAACUGAUCCUCCUGGCAGCGCAGCACCACCACCUGGCAGUCCCGGUGCGCCACCACCAACCGGUCCUCCUGGCAGUGAACCACCACCUAGUUCCCCUGGCAGCGCACCACCACCUGGUCUUCCUCCUAGCCCACCUCGUACUCCUGGUGCACCAUCAUCUGGCCCUCUGCCUAGAUCACCUCCUCGUCGUAGUGCAGCAACACCUGCUAGUUUACUACUUAGACCACAUGGUCGUCCACUUCGUUUUCCACUUAGACGAGGUCGUCCUGGUCCCUCACCACUUGGUCUUCCGCCUAGACAAUCCGAUACUCCUGAUGCACCACCACCAUGUUCUCCACCAAAAUCAACUGCACCAAACAGGGGGGAAGCAUCAAGCUCAGGGACAAAGGGAGGGAGAACCAGUGAAUCAGAAAAUAGAAAAAAUCCCACUAAAGGAAUCCUGCGGGUGCUUCUUUGUCAGCGCCGCCGACAACUUCAGUUAUUCAUCCUCAGCACCGCAUUUGGAGAAACUCACAAGUACUGCAAAGCAAAGGGGAAAAAGUUUUAUCACACCACCCGGCCAGUGCUGUCUUCAGUCAUUCUACAAGCAACAACCAUCAGCAAGUACCACUGA
Messenger RNA from Vitis riparia (riverbank grape), 1078 nucleotides. Its product is annotated as basic proline-rich protein-like. The record is from RefSeq and is a predicted model, not a curated record. Bases 212 to 1078 code for a protein of 288 amino acids. The transcript is spliced from 5 exons. NCBI's taxonomy places the organism in Eukaryota, Viridiplantae, Streptophyta, Magnoliopsida, Vitales, Vitaceae.